CGUACACUUCACAUACAUAGUUUCCCUCAAUUCACCGUUUCUUCCCUUUCUCCAUCUUUCUUAUACCUUUACCUAAUUACGGCGGAGUUACUUAGAUAGUAUACCUGCACCGCCACUCCCACCGCCGAUCGGGAAAUAUGAGCCCAACGGAGCCGAAGCGGAAAAUCCACAACCACCGUUCACCUAUCGCGGUUUGCGGCGACUGGAAGGAAGAAGCUAUCGGCGGAGGAUCGUUGAAGCGUGUGGACCUGAACAACGGAUCUAACGGCUGGGCCUCGCCUCCCGGGGACCUUUUCCUCCUCCGCGGGCCGAACUAUUUCACUAAGAAGACGAAAGUUCCCUCCGGCGAUUGGCUUCUGGAACCGGCUGGGGUGGACUGGCUCCGGUCUAGCUCGAAGCUCGAUCACGUCAUGGCUCGCCCCGAUAACCGCGUUAUCCAGGCGCUGAGGAAAUCGCAGUCGCACGGUAAGUCACUCAAGACCUUCAUACUCGCCGUGAACCUACAGGUACCGGGCAGGGAGCACCACAGCGCGGUGUUCUAUUUCGCCACGCGCGAUGACGCGCCGCUCGAGCCGGGGUCGCUGCUCUACCGGUUCGUCAACGGCGAUGACGCGUAUCGGAACAGCCGGUUCAAGAUCGUGAACCGGAUCGUGAAGGGGCCGUGGAUCGUGAAAACCGCCGUCGGCAACUACUCCGCUUGCAUCCUCGGAAAAGCCCUAAAUUGCCACUACUACAGGGGCCCUAAUUACUUAGAAAUCGAUGUCGAUAUCAGCAGCUCCGCCAUAGCCAACGCGAUUCUCCACCUGGCAUUGGGUUGUGUAAGAUCUGUGACAAUUGAUAUGGGGUUCCUUGUGGAAUCUCAGUCGGAAGAUGAGCUGCCGGAGAAGCUAUCCGGGGCCGUGAGAAUAUGCCAGAUGGAGAUGAGCUCCGCCGCGUACGUCGAUACGACGUCGUCGGCCAAAGUGUUACCUAUUGGCCACUUUCAGAACAGUAGGCGCGUGCAGUCCCAAGAUAGCGGCGAAAUCGAGCCACAUAGUUCUGGUUAAAAACAAACACUGAAUUUUUUUACUUUCACCGUCUCUGUACCUUUUCAAUUUCACUCAGCUGUAGAUAAUAACCUUUCCAAAUUCCAAGUCAAAUUCCAUCAAUAACUUAAUCAAAUAACUUCUUGAAAUUCCUAACUUCUAUACCAUUUUCCUACGGGAAAAUUUCAGUUUGAUGUCUUGGAGUGUAAUUUGUUGUCUAGUCUCAACUGAUCUGGUCUGUUUUCUUUGUAUUUUUAUUACUACCUAAGCUGACAUUUUGGUAAAGAUGAUUUGACAUUAAAUUUAGAGCUCGUUAUAAUUGCU
Messenger RNA from Cuscuta epithymum, 1349 nucleotides. The record is from the annotation of a GenBank genome assembly. Lineage: Eukaryota; Viridiplantae; Streptophyta; Magnoliopsida; Solanales; Convolvulaceae.